Molecule: messenger RNA, 1896 nt
Organism: Blastomyces dermatitidis ER-3
Lineage: Eukaryota; Fungi; Ascomycota; Eurotiomycetes; Onygenales; Ajellomycetaceae
Product: serine/threonine protein kinase
Exons: 3
Coding region: 120-1085 (321 amino acids)
Biological process (GO): autophagosome organization; protein autophosphorylation; peptidyl-serine phosphorylation
Cellular component (GO): cytoplasm; autophagosome
Molecular function (GO): protein serine/threonine kinase activity; ATP binding
Source: RefSeq, a predicted model, not a curated record
UGAUGAGUAAGCAGCGGCACAAUUAGUUCUCACCACCAUCCUCUUGGCUUCGUUUGUCCUUCCUUCCCUUGGUCUUUGACCAUAGCAGAGACCAUCAAAGGAUACUAGAAGAAUCAUCUAUGCUGUCUCUUAGUAGUCCUUUUCGCUGGCACAUAUGGUCGUCGCUCUGGGGUUUUAUCUCUAAAUUCAUUAGGAGCAUUUAUCUACCCCGUUACCGCGGCGCGACAGCAACACCAACUCUCAACGACGAUGCUGAACUUGGACGUACAAAAGCACAAUUCCAGCACAAUGCCAAAUCGCCCGAAGAGUCAAACUAUGUCGUUGCUGACCGCCCAACCGUCGAACAGUCUGGCAAUGAGAUAAUCUUGCACGUGAAGCAGCCGCCGAAAUGUAUAUCAAUUGGGUUUUCCGGAAUCAUCUGUGAAAUCGACGAAGAUACCAUUGUGAAACACCCGAAGGUCAUUCCGAAUAAUGAUCCAUACAAUCAGAUGUACCGCGAUAUGAUCAUUAACGAACGACUGGUCUACGAGCGUCUGGGGAGUCAUAAAGGGAUUAUUUCAUACUUGGGCGUCCACGACGAAGUAACCGGUGCGAUAAGGUUGGCAUAUGCAAAGGAAGGAGAUCUGGAAUGCUAUAUUCAAAGCCAUGACAAGCCAUCAGAAACAAUUCGCGCCACCUGGAUUCAAUUGCUAGUGGAGACUUUCUGGUAUAUCUACUCUCAAAAAGUUCUCCAUCAAGAUGUCAAGCCCAACAAUAUACUUGUUGAGAAUGGCACUUUGAAGGUUGUUGAUUUUGCCAACGCCACAAUGCAUGCAUUGGAUGCUGAUAUGGAAGAGGUCUGCGCGAAAGAUCCAUUGUCACGAGCUGAUAUACUUAGUCUUGGGUGUAUUAUUUAUUCUAUUGCAGCAUGGCGGGUCUUCUACUAUGAUUAUUUUGAACAUGAUUGCUGGCCCGAGCCAGAGAAUCUCCCUGCAACAAGCGGCCUAGUUUACGAUGAUAUCAUCAACAAAUGCUGGACAGAUAGCUAUGGCACUAUAAAAUCGCUGUAUGAAGACUGCAAUGCUUUUUCUGGCAUGAAGUGGUGAGAGGGGAGGACGAAUCAAUGUUGCUCAACAGUUGUUGAGGAUUUGCUGGCUACAGGUUGUUUACAUCAUGUAGAAAUAAGGUGCUUCCGAUGUUAUACUAUUAUCUUCUCAGUGGGCCCAGCUUUUAUCUCAAGAAUUCAUUUUAGCUUUGCCCACGUUCACAAUCACCGAACAAAACGUCUUCUACUAUCAUUCGAAUCCAUAAAUGUUGCCAGAAAGUUUCUAUGCUACAAGGCUAUAUCCCGCAAGACACUAAUACACUUCCUGAACUAUUACCCUUCUGAUUUUAACUUCUCACUCCUCCCAGUUGUAAUUGCCACGAGCCUAAUUCUAGAAUUAGUGUCAUUAAUAAAUAAAACCUAACACUCAAGUUAGACUUACAAACUAGGCACCCACAGUAACGCCUUGGGGUUGAGCAACGGAUGCGGAGCUCGAGCCUCCAGCUCCUGUUCCGUCACCAUCCUUUGGUCUAGUAGGAGGCUUUUUGUUGCAGCAAUUAGGGCAGACGUUUCGUUGUGCGUAACCACGGCUUUAAGCCUUGGUGGUAGUUGGUUCUGGAUUUGGACAUGGUGAACCUCUCUCAGUUGCGGGAUCACACACACCAGUGGAGAAUGGUGUUUCCUUCCGGCGCGGUGUGCCCACAGCUAGCUCCAAGUUUAUAACAAUAUGCAUGUGCAUCUAGAGAUAUACCGUGUGUGAGAGCAGCCUGAAUGGAAAUGAGUUUCCAUACGAGAGAAUGGAUACAAUUGAAGAUGGUUCUUUGGGGCUAUUUAUGUGCAUUUCUCAAUAGUGAGUAUUGCCUCGAGCUGCC